Molecule: messenger RNA, 1292 nt
Organism: Westerdykella ornata
Lineage: Eukaryota; Fungi; Ascomycota; Dothideomycetes; Pleosporales; Sporormiaceae
Product: NAD(P)-binding protein
Exons: 1
Coding region: 61-828 (255 amino acids)
Biological process (GO): steroid biosynthetic process
Molecular function (GO): 3-beta-hydroxy-Delta5-steroid dehydrogenase (NAD+) activity
Source: RefSeq, a predicted model, not a curated record
CCGCAAACUGCAGUUCCCCUCUGUCAAAAUUGUCUUAGAUCAGCUCACCAGGCCAACAACAUGGACACCGCUCCCGUGCAUGAAGACAAUCAGUAUCCGGAUCCGCAAUCACUCGGCACUGUUCUCAUAACUGGAGGCGCCGGAAUUGUGGGAUCCCACCUCGCAGAGGCCUUUGUAAAAUCCAACCCAAAGCCCGCCAAAAUAGUCGCGACAUAUCACUCCCAGAAAGCAACUCAAUUUGCAUGUCCUAGAGUGUCCUAUCACGUCUGCGACAUCACUUCAGCAGACGAAGUCUCGAAAUUGCUCGACGAGGUCCGACCCACUCUCAUUAUCCACACCAUAUCCCCGGGCCCAUGGGCAUCUGCAUCGCUGCAACACAAAAUCAACUACGAAGCCACAGAACAGCUCGUUGAGCUGGCGAAGAAGCAUCCUUCAGUGCAAGCAUUCAUCUACACGAGCUCCAUCUUCGCGGUUGAACUUCCCACCACCCCACCUGAUGUUCCGCUCACUGAGGAGACCGCAAAGCUGAACAUUCUUGACUCUUCCCACUCAAUCACAAGCGCCUAUGCUCGUACAAAAGGAGCCGCCGACGCCUUGGUGCUUGCUGCAAAUACCGGCCGCUCCCUGCCUCACAGCAAUCUUAACGAUACUCAGUCCUUCUCCGGGCAGCUACUCACAUGCACCCUCCGCAUCGGCGGUCUCUACGGUGAACGCGACGAGAAAACCCUAGGCGAGAUGCUCAAGCUCGUCAACACUUCGGCUACGCGCGUGCAAUUCGGAAACGACGAAGCGUCAAUGAGUGGACAUACACCGAGAACGCAGCAAUAGCGCACGUGCUUGCUGCACAGCGCCUUAUGAGCCCGAUCACGACUAGCGACGACCCAGCGCUGAAAGUUGACGGCGAGGCCUUCUUUAUCUCCGACGGCAUGCCGAUGCCGUUUUGGGACUUCUGCCAUCGUGUGUGGAAGGAGGCAGGUGAUAGACAUCAUGCUUCCGAAAAGCCUUCGAUAACGAAGAUUCCGUUUGGGAUGCUAAUCCCCGUGGUGCAAGCUGUGGAGAUGGUGGUGGGGAUUUUGAGGCCUGGAGGGGAUGAGUUGAAGCUGAAUAGUUGCCAUUUGAAGUUCAUGCGAGCGGGCUGUAGGGUGGAUAUCAGUAAGGCGAAGGCGCGGCUCGGGUAUGAGCCCGUUUGUGGGACGGAGGAGGGGAUAAAGAGAAGUGUUGAAUGGUUUAUGAAUGCCAGAAAUAGUAAAUGACGGCGUAGUGUUCCGGAAAUUCAUGGUGUUCGAAUAUUU